CACUCAUCAGAGCGAAAGGGGCCCGUGGACGGAGACAGUCAGAGUCAAAAUGCUUCUCUGUGCUGAGCGGAGCUGAAAUCUGUGCGCAACUGGAUAAAAAAAAGGGAAAAGUGGGGGUCCGGAUGGAGUUUAAAAUAACAGGAGUAUUACGCGUUGGGGUUUUUCUCACUAAUGGAUUAUCAAAGGAAUAUGACAUUCAGUCGGACUGCUCCGUUCACGCGUGAAUUUGGAUUCUUGAGGUAACAUCUCCAGCUGUGUGAUACAGGAAGUGUCGUCUGUGAGCAGCCAUGGGCCAGAGAGCUGCGCUUCUGCUCAGUGAGCUUCUGCUGCUGCUGCUGACAGCCUCUCGCACUCUCCUCGCAGUCAGCUUCCCGGAGGACAACGUGCCCCUUGAUGUCGUCGACGCACACUUUUCACGGAGGUACCCUGUGUUCAGAGGCAGGCCCUCUGGCAACGAGUCACAGCAUCACCUUGACUUUCAGCUGAUGACUAAGAUACAGGACACUCUGUUCAUCGCUGGCAGAGAUCAGGUGUACCUAGUCAGUCUGAGAGAAUCCUACAGGAAUGAGAUCAUUCCUUACCGGAAGUUAACGUGGCGAUCAGGCCAAACUGACAGAGAGAUGUGUGCUGUAAAAGGAAAACACAGAGACGAAUGCCACAAUUUCAUUAAAGUGCUGGUUCCCAGAAACGAUGACCUAGUGUUCAUCUGCGGUACCAAUGGCUUCAACCCCAUGUGCAGAUACUACAGGCUGGAUAACCUUGAGUUUGAUGGGGAAGAGAUCAAUGGUCUGGCACGGUGCCCGUUUGACUCCAGGCAAACCAACGUUGCACUUUUUGCUGAAGGGAAGCUGUAUUCUGCAACUGUAGCAGACUUCCAGGCCAGUGAUUCCGUCAUCUAUCGUAGUAUGGGUGAUGGAUCAGCCUUGAGAACCAUCAAAUACGACUCCAAAUGGCUGAAAGAACCUCAUUUCUUGCAUGCAGCAGAGUAUGGGAAUUACGUGUACUUCUUCUACCGAGAGAUUGCAGUGGAACACAGCAAUCUGGGAAAGGUUGUGUAUUCUCGUGUGGCCCGAAUCUGUAAAAAUGAUGUUGGAGGGUCACAGCGGGUGCUGGAGAAGCACUGGACGUCUUUUGUGAAGGCCAGGCUGAACUGCUCCGUGCCAGGGGAGUCCUUCUUCUACUUUGACGUGCUUCAGUCCAUCACUGACAUCAUCGACAUCAAUGGAGUCCCCUCAGUGGUGGGUGUGUUCACCACACAGAUGAACAGCAUCCCAGGAUCAGCAGUGUGUGCCUUCUCCAUGGCUGACAUUGAAAAAGUAUUCUGGGGCCGCUUCAAAGAGCAGAAGACCCCUGAUUCGGUGUGGACUCCAUUUCCAGAGGAGAAGCUGCCCAAACCUCGACCCGGGAGCUGCGCAGGUCACGGUCCAGCUGCGUCCUUUAAGAGCUCCAUCGAGUUCCCGGACGAUACCCUGCAGUUCAUCAAGUCCCACCCCCUUAUGGAUACAGCUGUGCCUUCUAUUGGGGACGAGCCUUGGUUCACCAAAACACGUGUCCGGUACAGGCUGACAGCGCUGGCUGUGGACAAUGAAGCAGGGCCCCACAAGAAAUACACAGUGGUGUUCAUUGGGGCUGAGUCUGGGGUCGUCCUCAAGGUUUUAGCCAAGACCUCCUCUGUGACCCUGAAUGACAGCCUGCUCCUCGAGGAGAUAGAUGUCUUCAACAGGGCCAAGUGCCUGUCUAGUAGAGAGGAUGACAAGCGUGUCCUCUCACUGCACGUGGACAAAGACACACACAGCCUUUAUGUCGCCUUUUCAAGCUGUGUCAUCCGUGUUCCCCUGAGUCGCUGCGAAAGGCAUUCUUCCUGCCACAAGUCCUGCAUUGCAUCAAGGGAUCCGUAUUGUGGCUGGAAGCCUCAUGGAGCUUGUGAAAGGAUACAGUCGGGUGUUUUGACUGGAUAUGAGCAAGACGUCGAAUUUGGAAACACGGCUCACCUAGGAGACUGUCAAGCAUUUUUGGGCACUACUUCAGCGCCAGAUUACAAAUCAUUUGGCGACCCUACCUCUGACAUGGAGUUUUCAUCAGCGCCAGUCACUGUCCAGCCCAGUGGGCCCAUACACCCCCCAGUACUCAUACCUACUCAGAGCCCCAGCUCUGAGCCUGGUCCAGAGCUCUACGGCUCAGGCUUUGUGCUGCAGGAUGACCCAGCUACCUCCCAUUCUUUAGACUCUAUCCCAGGGGGGCAAGAGGGUGUGUGGGAUAACCAUACAGGUGAUACCAACCAAAUGGUCCACAUGAACAUCCUCAUCACCUGCGUCUUUGGUGCUUUUCUCACGGGUGCUCUUCUGGCUGGUCUGAUUGUGUUUUGCUACCGAGACUCUUUCCUCCGCAAACCGAGACAUGUCCACAAGGAUGCGGAGUCUGCACCCUCCUGCUCUGACUCUACAGGGAGUUUUGUUAAACUCAACGGCCUCUUCGAUAGCCCCGUAAAGGAGUACCAAACCAACAUUGAUUCUCCUAAGCUGUAUACCAAUCUGCUGAGCAACGGCAAAGACUUAAAUACGCCAAAUGGUGACACAAAGACCAUGAUUCUGCGAGACGGCUGUCAACCUCCAGAGCUGGCUGCUCUGCCCACACCUGAGUCCACACCUGUGCUUCAGCAGAAAGGCCUACAGCCCAUCAAGAACCAGUGGGAGAGGGCUCAUGGAAAGGUCAGCGGUCCCAGAAAGGAGUCCAACUCAUCAGCCAUGAGUCCACAGUUCCUUCCUUCUUCUGUUGCUCCAGCUAAUGCAAACCCCCACCACCCUCACCUUGCCCUGGGACACUCCCACAUCCCUAGUGCGGUUGUCUUGCCCAAUGCCACACAUGAUCACCCUACCCCUGAUGACGUAGAUGAGACUCUGCCACAUUCAUCUGAAAAGAAACUAAAGAAUCCAGAUUCUAAGGGAAGUAGGAAAGAUCAGAAGAGGUCUGUGGAUGCCAGGAAUACUCUAAAUGACCUUUUAAAACACCUUAAUGACUCUGUGGCCAGUCCCAAGACCAUUCUUCAAGAGGGAUCAGGGUCCCGGCCGAGGCCGCAACUCACACUGGAGCCUAUGGAGGAACUGACUGAAGUACCCCCCAAGGUUCCCAGUCGUGAGGCUUCCUUGUACUCUCCUUCCUCCUCCCUGCCAAGGCACAGCCCCACCAAGAGGGUUGAUGUGCCCAUGCCCACAACUCCCACUACACCAACAGGAAGCUUGAGCAUGGGGGGCACCCUGGAGAGGCAAAGAGGGGGGUACCAACUCCACCGGAGUGCCUCUCACAGGCACUCCUUAUCCACUUCACCAAAUGGAGUAACUAUGGGGGUGUCUGUGUCUCGCCAACACAGUAUGAACAGAGGGGGUUACAUGCCUCCAACACCUCCCUCCAGACUUGACUCGCAUGGUGCAGUGUUGGCACCAGGAAUGCACUCACCCCACCCACCCUCUAUGUCCCGACAAAGCAGCUAUAGUGGGCAUGGCUCCCUCCCUCGUACGGGCCUUAAACGGACCCCAUCCAUAAAGCCAGAUGUGCCCCCUAAACCCAAUGGGUUUUCUCCACAGACACCACAAAUGCGAGUGGUCAACAAGUACAGUUAUUAAAACACCAUGGACACUUCUGAGUGAGUUCAUGACCUGUAGAUCACUGCACCCUGAGGACUUGGGGUGUGUGGGUGGGAUAAGGCCUAGUGUGUGUUGGUGUAUCAACUUGAGUUGUGUUCCCCCUUUAAAUGAUAUGCACAGUUAUUCAUACUAAAAAGGGAAAACCACACAUGGCCAAAGAUACUCCCUGAGGUAUCUACACCUUUGAUCUCCCUCCCUGUGCCCGGUAGCCACAGGAUAUAAACAGUGGACAGUGGUAAAUCUGCUGCUACCCAUUGUAUCUGGGCUUGGGUGUCACCCGUUCCAAUAUUAGGUACGAGGUUUAAGAUGCCAGCAGGGGCCACUAAGGCGUAUGUGUAUGUGGUACCAGGUUAAAAACAGUGGAAUACUUGAAGAAUGGGUCUCAAUUGUUGCUGUCCUUGAGCACUGUCUUCCCACUAAUGUGAACUGAACAGAGAGAAGAGGUUGGCCAUGCCUCUGGUAGAAAGAUGGCAGACGGGAGGAAGAUCAAUAAUCAUUGUGUGUGAUCUGCUUUAGAUACAUUUAACCACAAAGAGCUGAAACAAGCAGCAAGCAAAGAGCAAACGAAUGUGUAUUUUUUGACUGGAAAACAGAUUUGUGCAAAACCAGUACACAUAACAGGCCUUCGAGAGUGGUGCCAGCGGUUGCACCUUAUGACCUGUUGAAGACCUAAAUCACUGUCUUUCAUUUCAACAAUAUCAUCUCUUCUUUGGUCUUUUUUUGAACUCAUCUGAACCAAGCCUGGACCAUUUUUGUGUGUCACUCUAUAGUGGUAAUUAGAUUGGGCUGUGGUGAAGCUGAUUGUGCUGAGUGUAUACAGAAACAGGGACUCUGUAACUCACUGGGAAAUUUGAUUCAAUAUUUUGCUGCUAUUGGUUUUAGACAUAGAUGUUUGUCUGUGAUGCAUUUUUUUUCUAAACCAUGCUUGGAAAGCCUCUGAUAUGGGUGUGCACAUCCACUUGUGGGUGCGAGUAUAAGUGUUAUAAUGCAGACAGAAGUCAAGAAGUACAAAUUUGAGGAACCAGAUGCAGUGUUUAAAACUGAUGUGUGGGACAAAAUGUUUCUCUCCCAGACUGAAACUUACCAAACCUUCACUGCCCAUUUUUUAAGGAUUAUACUGGUAAUUCUUGAGUCUUCUGUCUUUAUGUAGCAGUAAGAAGAAAAAAAAUAAUCUCAUUCUAUAAAUGCCUUUUAAACAAUGCUUUUUUUCAUCUUAUUUGAAAGAAUAUACCAUGUAAAAUUAAGGCAACAUCAACAAUUUAGCCCAUUUAUAUGAAGUUAAAAUUUCAGGAUACUUCUGUUAAACUUGUAUACUCUAACAGAAGAACACUAUAAUUUGCCUCCCACAUUAAUCUAGUAAAAAUAUAUUAAACUGAUGGUAGAACCAUACAUGGAUGCAACAUCUUUGUCAUCUGUUCUGCUGGUUUUUCAGCCUGUUUUCCCUGUGCAGAUUCCCUGCAAGUGGCCAGUGUACAAUCAAUGCAACAAUUUACCAAUGUGUCCAAAUGAGUCAUGCUGGGAAUGACAAGAUCCUGUAUAUACUAUAAAUAGGGAGUAUAAUAUUUUUAGGCAAGUGAACCUGAAUCUGUGCAUUGUGUGCCUUAUUCAAAGAAAUGAACACAUACAGUAUAAUAUUGGCAAUGUCGAUUGGUCCUCUGUAUGUUAUUGUCAUAUGUUCUAGAAACAAUUUAAAAUUCAGCAGGAUGUGUGUCAAAAAUCUCUACGUAAUUCAUUCCGCUCAGGAAUGCCAGUCAAAUAUAAAGACAGUUUAAAAUCACCUAUUGGGAUAUUUGUAAAUUAUUCUCUUUUGCUGCCGGUGUGUAUAAGAAUUGUGUUAUUCCACAACACAAUGGUGCCAUGCAGUGAAUGUAUUUUCAUGACCGUGGGAUGUAAGGUGGUCAGACCUUGCACUGUGGAGCAGUCAGCUCAAUGCAGCACAUCCUGCCCACAGCCAAUGUAUUAACACAGUGUUCACAUGAAAGCUAUCUCUUGGCAUGGACAGCAGUGGUGCAUAAUCUGUAAUUCCCCAGGAUUGCAGUGACAAGAAUUCUUUUUUUUUUUUUUCCUUGGCCAGAGGGGACAACCGAGGGAUCAAUUCUCGUAGCAGUGCGUACAUGAUUUGGGUGAUUUUUGCAAUCUUGUCUGAGUGUCAGCUGCCUGUUUAGCCCAAAGCCACAUUUUGUUUACAAGUGAUGAUUGUAUGUGAAGACUUUCUGCCUGUCAUCUAACCAGUGUUUGGGCUCUCUUUUCUACUCAGCACAUGCACACUGACGUUGCAAACAUGCACUCAACAUACACUCUUCAACUGCCUUGUACAUUGCAAUAUGACCUGGGUCUUUUUGUUGCAAUCUAAACUGAAGCCUUUAUAUUUCAGUCAGAGCUUGGUGUAUGUGCAGAACCUUUUUUUUUUUAUUUUUUUUUUUUUUUUUGUCAUGUAAUUUUGAUUUAAAUGCUGUGCAACAUGGCAAUGCACAGCCAGCUGUAUAUUUGAUCUCCAGAGUAUUUGAGUGUGUAGAUAUGUUGUAUAGUUGUACUGUGAAUGUGUAAAUAAUGUUUUUUUUCUCCAUGUUUUUUGUUGAUUUUUUUUUUUUAACACGGCAUGUAUAGUUGAAAUAAAACAUUAC
Molecule: messenger RNA, 6265 nt
Organism: Melanotaenia boesemani (Boeseman's rainbowfish)
Lineage: Eukaryota; Metazoa; Chordata; Actinopteri; Atheriniformes; Melanotaeniidae
Gene: sema6d
Product: sema domain, transmembrane domain (TM), and cytoplasmic domain, (semaphorin) 6D, like
Exons: 20
Coding region: 288-3620 (1110 amino acids)
Biological process (GO): axon guidance; negative regulation of axon extension involved in axon guidance; negative chemotaxis
Molecular function (GO): semaphorin receptor binding; chemorepellent activity
Source: RefSeq, a predicted model, not a curated record